AUGCAGUGCCUCCUGCUCACCCUGGGUGCGGCCCUGGUCUGUGGCGUCCGGGCCAUCGACAUCCCCCAGACCAUGCAGGACGUGGAGCUCCCAAAGUUGGCAGGGACUUGGCACUCCAUGGCCAUGGCGGCCAGCGACUUCUCCCUCCUGGAGACGAAGGAGGCCCCUCUGAGGAUCUACAUCAGCUCGCUGCAGCCCACCCCCGAGGGCAACCUGGAGAUCGCCCUGCGCAAACGGUCACAGAAUCAAAGCCCUUUCAGGGAGAGCAACCAAUACGCCAACGGACUGGAAGCUCCCGGGGGACGAGGUGCCAAACACAAGAGGGUGUUCACAGGCGGCACUCGUGACACGGCUGCUCUACAGGAACUGCCAGCCUGGCGCGCUGUGGGCUCUGCCCUGUGUACCUGCCUGCCACCCUCAGAACAAUCCUCGCCAUGUGGUUACCGUUGGGCUUGA
Nomascus leucogenys (northern white-cheeked gibbon) is the source of this 456-nucleotide messenger RNA. Its product is annotated as glycodelin-like. Lineage: Eukaryota; Metazoa; Chordata; Mammalia; Primates; Hylobatidae. The transcript is spliced from 5 exons. The record is from RefSeq and is a predicted model, not a curated record. Bases 1 to 456 code for a protein of 151 amino acids.